Physeter macrocephalus (sperm whale) is the source of this 1888-nucleotide messenger RNA. It is a transcript of the gene GABRD, whose product is annotated as gamma-aminobutyric acid type A receptor subunit delta. The record is from RefSeq and is a predicted model, not a curated record. Gene Ontology annotation, molecular function: GABA-A receptor activity; neurotransmitter receptor activity; extracellular ligand-gated monoatomic ion channel activity. Bases 135 to 1490 code for a protein of 451 amino acids. Lineage: Eukaryota; Metazoa; Chordata; Mammalia; Artiodactyla; Physeteridae. Gene Ontology annotation, biological process: chloride transmembrane transport; chemical synaptic transmission; signal transduction. The transcript is spliced from 10 exons. Gene Ontology annotation, cellular component: plasma membrane; neuron projection; GABA-A receptor complex.
CCUCGCGCCCGCGCCGCGCGCCCUCCCGCUCCCGCCCGCCGGUGCCGCGGCCGCCGGCUAAGCAACUUCUCGAGCUCCCGCGACCGGCCGGACCCCGGCGCCGCCCCCGGCCCAGCGCCCAGCCGGCCGAGGCCAUGGACGCGCUGGCCUGGCUGCUGCCCCCGCUUUUGCUGCUCUGCGCGCAGCAGCACCGCGGCACCAGGGCAAUGAAUGACAUUGGCGACUAUGUCGGCUCCAACCUGGAAAUAUCCUGGCUCCCCAACCUGGACGGUUUGAUAGAGGGCUACGCCCGCAACUUCCGGCCUGGCAUCGGAGGCCCCCCCGUGAACGUGGCGCUCGCCAUCGAGGUGGCCAGCAUCGACCACAUCUCUGAGGCGAACAUGGAGUACACCAUGACGGUGUUUCUGCAUCAGAGCUGGCGCGACAGCAGGCUGUCCUACAACCACACCAACGAGACGCUGGGCCUGGACAGCCGCUUCGUGGACAGGCUGUGGCUCCCAGACACCUUUAUCGUGAACGCCAAGUCCGCCUGGUUCCACGACGUGACGGUGGAGAACAAGCUCAUCCGGCUGCAGCCCGACGGGGUGAUUCUCUACAGCAUCCGAAUCACCUCCACGGUGGCCUGCGACAUGGACCUGGCCAAGUACCCCAUGGACGAGCAGGAGUGCAUGCUGCACCUGGAGAGCUACGGCUACUCGUCCGAGGACAUCGUCUACUACUGGUCCGAAAACCAGGGGCAGAUCCACGGGCUGGACAGGCUGCAGCUGGCCCAGUUCACCAUCACCAGCUACCGCUUCACCACGGAGCUGAUGAACUUCAAAUCGGCCGGCCAGUUCCCCCGGCUCAGCCUGCACGUCCACCUCCGGAGGAACCGGGGCGUCUACAUCAUCCAGUCCUACGUGCCCUCCAUCCUCCUGGUCGCCAUGUCCUGGGUCUCCUUCUGGAUUAGCCAGGCAGCAGUGCCCGCCAGGGUGUCUCUAGGCAUCACCACGGUGCUUACCAUGACCACGCUGAUGGUCAGCGCCCGGUCCUCCCUCCCGCGGGCAUCGGCCAUCAAGGCGCUGGACGUGUACUUCUGGAUCUGUUACGUCUUUGUGUUUGCCGCCCUGGUGGAGUACGCCUUCGCCCACUUCAACGCUGACUACCGGAGGAAGCGGAAGGCCAAGGUCAAGGCCAAGGUCAAGGUCGAGGAGCAGAGGGUCGAGAUGGACGUGAAGAAUGCCAUCGUGCUCUUCUCCCUUUCGGCCGCGGGCGUCACCCAGGAGCUGGCCGCGUCCCGCCGGCAGUGCCGCGUGCCCGGGGACCUCAUGGGUUCCUACAGGUCGGUGGAGGUGGAGACAGAGGAGACGAAGAAACAGGGGGCCCAGGGGGGCCUCCGUGCGCUUUUCAAGCCCAUCGACGCCGACACCAUCGACAUCUACGCCCGUGCCGUGUUCCCCGCGGCCUUCGCCGCUGUCAACGUCAUCUACUGGGCCGCGUACACCAUGUGAGGCCGGCUUCGCAGGUCCCACGCCCGGGACCUCCUGGGGAGGGACCCCCGGGGGGCUCUGCGUGGUUCACGGCGGGGAGGACCACGGGCCACGUAAGAGGAGAGGAAGGCCUCAGCCUCGCUCGGCACCCCCAGGCUCUGUCCCCACCCUCACCCGGACCCCUGGUCUGCAGAAGACGGCCCAGCAGCCCAGCCUCCUGACCUGGGAGCCAGGCAGGCACCGGGCCCCAGGGAGCCUUGCGUCUGACUCGGAAAAGGACCCUGAUUCUGGGACUUAGCUCUGUGGGUUUGCACCGGGGUGGGGGGGGCUCGGGGCCGGGCGUGGAAGGUGCUCAUCUUCUCGCUGAGAAAGUGGGAAGGCCUUUGGUCCCAGCAUGAAAUAAAACGGAGCCUUUGGCC